AUGUUUUCAGAGGAAAAAGCCCGAGCACAGCUUCUGCGCGAGAUGAACACACAGGUGGCGUCGACCAUGGUUGCUCAUAUCGCCAAGAAGACGUCGCCGGAGCCACAGAAGAGUCCCUCUGCGUCUUCGUCGGCCAGCGACACUGCCUCGUCUGUGGCAUCAUCACUCUUUGGACCCGCUCUACCUCCUCUUCCGCCGCUUUCAAUCGCACCGGCGGGCCUUCCUGCACCGAAACCGCUGAAGAUCUUUGCACAACCAAUGGCCAUCAAACAAGAUGCCACAGAGGUCGAGGAUGACGUGCACGAGCCAACCGAUCUCAGCGCCAAGACGUCUGCGUUUGCGGCUUUGGGACAGAAAAAGCGUGCGGACGAGAUCGAGAACGAGAUAGAUCAAAGACCUCCGCCUACACCACGACAUUUCGCACUACGUAAUGUUGAUGAGCGGAAAAUCAACGCUCAGGUGAGUCGUGACAAGCUGGACUCGGGGCCAACCUGCGCGAGCUCACUUUAUAUGGACUAG
Messenger RNA from Cooperia oncophora, 519 nucleotides. The record is from the annotation of a GenBank genome assembly. Lineage: Eukaryota; Metazoa; Nematoda; Chromadorea; Rhabditida; Trichostrongylidae.